Molecule: messenger RNA, 7778 nt
Organism: Sinocyclocheilus anshuiensis
Lineage: Eukaryota; Metazoa; Chordata; Actinopteri; Cypriniformes; Cyprinidae
Gene: nhsa
Product: Nance-Horan syndrome a (congenital cataracts and dental anomalies)
Exons: 11
Coding region: 143-4807 (1554 amino acids)
Biological process (GO): lens development in camera-type eye; cell differentiation
Source: RefSeq, a predicted model, not a curated record
GUGUCCGGCGGAGGAUGGAGGACGAGCCGCGAGAGACCCUGGACUAACGCAGGAGGAGGAGGAGGGGGUCUUACUUUUCACAUGGAACCUGUUUGCGUUUUCCUCCAAAGGUGGAUUUUAUACUGAAACACUACAGGACAAAAUGCCAUUUGCCAAGCGGAUCGUGGAGCCCCAGUGGCUGUGCAGACGCGCGGACGCGGAUGAGGAGGGUCUCCUGCUCCAGGACCUGUGCGCCUUCAGUAAUGUAGCUCUGUCCCGGACCCUGCGCCAGCUGUCGGAUCUGGCCAAACACGCCUGCUCGCUCUUCCAGGAGCUGGAGCACGAGCUGCUCGCCACGAACCGGCGCGUCUGUGCGCUCCGGGAGAAGAUGAGCAUGAUCCAGGAGACCACCGGCGCGCUCGACCCCAAACAGGAGGCAGUGCCGCUAUCUAAUCUGGACAUUGAGAGUAAGCUGAGUGGACAUUAUCAGGCUCCAUGGCACCUGCAGAGAAAUGUGUUCCUGCCAUCGACUCGGCCCGCGUGUGUGGAAGAGCUGCAUCGAAAUGCCAAACAGAGCCUGCGGGCACUGUACAGAGACCAGCAGCAGAGGCAGGAGGUCGGCGAGAGAGAGCGCAGGGUGACCAUUUCCAUCUCCAUGGCUCCGCCCAUGCCCACCUACCCGUCGCCCCGUGCCCACCGCAGACGCCAGCAGAGAGACAGACCCCUCACCACGGAAAGGACAGAGAGAGACAUAGAAACUCAGACAACACAAGCACAGUUCCAAAGCACCCGGUCCUCCUCCCCUACUGAGUGUUGUCAUUUUUCCCCAUGGAGCAGAAAGGUUGCUCCUCCAGUGGAUUCAGAUUCAGAGGUGGUGGCUUUGGGCCACUGGCCGAAGUGCCCGAUCCCGAAUGUGCCCUCAAUGCUGGACAAACAGACCAACUGGGCUGGAAUCUUACCACUGCCCACCCCAGAGGAGAAGAUGAAGACGGACUCUCAAGUCAUCAACUCAUGCAUCGUUCCCAUUAAUGUAACAGAGGAGGGAGCCAACGCUACUUCCCCCUCAGCGAUAUCAGCUUUCCUAAGGGUUGGGUUCGACAGAGAGGCCAGUGUGCGCUGCUCACUAGUCCAUUCGCAAUCAGUGCUUCAACGGCGAAGGAAGCUAAGGAGACGGAAAACGAUCACUGGCAUUCCCAGACGCGUGCAGCAAGAUUUUGAUUCUGACGAGUCUCCAGUGGCCAGAGAACGUACAGUGAUGGUCCAUAACAACCCUGAAAUUUGCCAAGAGGAUCUCACACUCUCUCGUCUCAACACCAAGGACUCUGGUUGCCAGACAGAAGAAUCCCUGAUUGUUGGGGCUGCACCCUCACGUAGACGGAUCAGAGCACAAAGGGGGCAGGGCGUGACUGUGUCACUGUCCCAUUCCACAGGCAACAUAUCUUCUCUGCCUGACAACUCUGACACAAUGUUCACUGCCUCAGUAGGCUCCCGUCUGCGUUCUCGAAGCCUCCCGCGUGAGGGAGGGCGAUUGGUGGACGAAGGCCAUGAUAACAGUGAUGAGGAUGACGAGGAGGAGGAUGAGGAAGAGCUGUCCGCGUUUGAGGCAGAGGACUUCCUACCAGUCCCAGGGGAACAUAUUCUAAAAGAUGAUGAAGAAAGCACUGAUGACCAGGCAAUUCCAGAGGGCCAGCAUAACAGUUUGAAAUUCAAGCAGCAUGCUGGAAGUACAGAGCAUGACUGGAUAGAGAGGGGUCGAUCCCAUCUGCCUCGGAAAGCUGACAUGGGUAGCUGUGAGAUUUCCUCCAGUUCUGAUACAUUCAGUAGCCCCAUUCACUCUGUUUCCAAUGCUGGUGUGCUGACUAGCCAAAUGGACCACAAGGAGGAUCACCAGUCCUCGAGCGGCAAUUGGAGUGGUAGCAGUUCUACCUGUCCCUCCCAGACAUCAGAGACCAUUCCACCUGCAGCCUCACCCCCACUCACCGGAUCAUCCCAUUGUGAUUCAGAACUAUCGUUGAAUGCAGCUACCAAUACUAAUGAUGACUCCACCGGCUUCAUUGUUGAUCCAUAUCCUGGAGACCGAUCACAAGGCCUCCAUAGCCAUAGGACAGGUUCAUUAACUUCCACUGCGACUGACAUGCUUGAUGAUGCUGGAGUCAGCACUGCCAGUGAGGGUGAGUGGAGCUAUCCACACUACAGGCACAACAUGCCUUGCCAUCCCGACUUCAGUCCUGAGCACUCUAGGGCAGAGAAUAUCCUAGAAAGUCCCAGUUUUGCUAGCAUAGCCACUUUUGAAAGUUUAACAGAUAGGCCACCAUCUGAAAAGGCUGACACCACCUCACACUUUUCUGUAGAUGCCGAGGGCUACUAUACCUCCAUGCACUUUGACUGUGGUCUUAAAGGUAGCAAAAGCUUCACGUAUAACUAUACAUGCAUAGAUAAGCAGCAGGCAGAAUAUGGACAUCAAACAAGCACACUUGGGAGAUGUAGUCUCUCUCUAAGGAAACCAAAGGUGAAGCCAUCCCCACCAAAACGCAGCUCAUCCUUGAAGAAAAUAAGCAGCCAUGUUGGACCCCCCACUGACAAGAAUGAACCAAAGAAUGCUGUCGGUCAGAACAAAUCUAUGUCUUCCGGUGAGAGAACACAGCAUGUGGGGUUGAACAGAGGCUCCUCAAGUCAGCUGGAGAGUGAGGAGCCACUGGGGGCUUGGGGUGUUGAGAGUUCUACAGAGAUUCCAGAAGUUGCUUUGUCUGGCUCCACAGAAACGCAUUCCUUCAAGGACGAGGGAGCUGUCCAGUCAGACUAUGCAGAUCUCUGGCUUCUUAAUGACUUGAAAUCCAAUGAUCCUUACAGAUCGUUGUCAAAUUCCAGCACAGCUACGGGUACCACUGUCAUCGAAUGCAUUAAGUCACAGGAGAGCUCUGAAUCCCAGACUUCCCAGUCAGAAUCUAGGGCCACUACUCCUUCAUUACCAUCGGUGGAAAGUGAGUAUAGAUUGCCUUCACCAGAAAAGCUGGUAGGUCUAGCGUCACCUUCCAGUGGCUACUCAAGCCAGUCAGAGACACCAACAUCAUCUCUUCCAUCGGCUUUCUUCCCAAACGCUCACCCAAUGUCCCCUACUGGUGGCAAAAGGAAACCCAAAGUCCCAGAGAGGAAGUCCUCACUUGCUUCUUUUCAGAAGUACUCAUCCAAAAGGGACCUGGAAUUGCCUAUCAUACCUCCCUCCCAUCUUGACCUAAGUGCCCUUCCCAAUGUCAGCAAGCCUUCAAUUCACACAAACCAGAUGCACAUCCUCGACCAGAGCAAACAAAAAGCAGCAGCUAUAGCAGAAACCAAGCGUGAGAGUCUGGCAACUUCGGUUUCAAGUGAUGAGCUGGCAGUCACUAGUUCUUUGGCCAUCACUCCUACGGUACUUCGUUCAGUUCAACUACGUUCAGUUGGCAAAUCUGGAGAAGGGAGCCACGAUCGACCUAUAACUGAUACCGCCACUAGGCCUAAGUGUCCCACUGUGACUAUCAUUACCCCACCUACUCACGAUAAACCCCAUGAAACUAGGAAGCCUCCACCCUAUAGACCCCUUUUCAUAGAAACCACCUCUCAGGACAAUUGUAAAUCACUGUUUACCCCAGUAGAUGGACUAGCUGCUAAGAAUAUAGCAAGCCAUUUUGGUGCAAGAAAUAGAUAUGACCGAUUAGCCCCAUCACCUCUUUGGAGCAUGACUGCUUUUAAGGCCCCGUCUGAGCAGGUGAACAUGGAUGAAGUGAUGUCUGAAAAUUCUCGAGAAGUUGCAGAAGAUGUGAGCACCUCAAAUAAUUUAUUUCCCCAGAGUAGUCUGGAAUUGGAGCAAAUCCAACCAUGGAAAUCUGAGCCAAAUGAGGGAAGUCCUUGUCAGAAUGGUCUUGGAAAGAGGUCAGAUGGUCUUGACCAAGUGCCUGAUAUUGUCAAUCAAAGAUCAGAGACAUUGCAAGCUUAUCUAAUCAGCAGUGCUGAAGAAGAAUCUAUAACAUCAGGUGUUCCAACCAGAAGUGCCUCACAGGAACUUGUAGAGGAAGGGUCUACACCAGACACAGAGGAUUAUUUCAGCAAAGAGUCCACACCAAGCGAUCCAACUGAGUCCCCUCUGACAGACAAAUCCAAAACCGAGGAUGAUAGUGUUUUUCUUUCACCAAGUAAAAGUCGCACAACAGAGGAUCUCUUUGCCAUGAUUCACAGGUCAAAACGAAAAAUGCUGGGCAGGAAAGAUUCUGAAGAAAUGUCAGUGCGGAGCCGUUUAGCGGUUGUUUCUGGGAAUGGCUCUGCUACUAAUCCUGCAACCUCGCCCAGCACCCCAAACAUGCCUGCAAGUCCAUCUACUCAAACUGGGGCUCAGAGAACCCCGGGCUCAAUUUACAGGAGUGCCAAAAAGUCCAGUACCUCAAAUGAAGAGUUCAAAUUGCUGCUGUUGAAAAAGGGAAGUCGGUCCGACUCCAGUUAUCGCAUGUCAGCUACAGAGAUCCUUAAGAGCCCCGUUGCACCCAAAAGCCCCGGUGAGCUCCUGAAGGAGGGUUCUAGACCAUUUGAGGAGCCUCUCUCUCCUUUCCAACAACAACUUCCAGAGGGAACUCCCGAGCAAAUGCCCAGCCCCUUUCCCAAAUCGUAUGCUGAGGGCUUUUCUCCAAAAGCUUUUCCCACAUCUGCCUCAACUAGACAAGGCCGGUCAAGGAUGCCGCCAGCUGCAAAUAGCAGCCGCUACAGUACACGCAGUCGGCUGUACAUUGCUCCCAUGCAGGCCAUAUCAGAAGGGGAAACAGAAAACUCAGAUGGAAGCCCACACGAUGACCGUUCCUCCUGAAAAAUGCAUCUUGACUUUUAGAAUCAGUUUAGACACAAUCUUUGACAUCAGGUCCAUAAUGCUAGGCACUUGGCAUACUCAAUUCUGUUCUUAAGAACUAAGAAGACCGUAAACAAAAUACGUAGCGUCUGUACCAUUUUGUAUCAAGAAGAACAAAACAUUCUAAUAAUGAUUUUCAGUAGUGGUGUUCUAAUAACUUCCAUAAACAUAUUUAUUUUAUGUGAAUACUUUGUUUGCAUACCUUUCAUUUUAGAAUGAGAGUGGAGAAAACUACAUGAUAAAAAUCCAUCACUUUGUAAUUACUCACAGUGAAUCAAUUGUGGAUGCUUUUUGUCACACACAUUUAACAUUGUCUAGAAAGAUAAAAACAGUACUGUACUGGGGUAACUGUGAAAAUGGGUCCAGAUGGUAUUAAAAGAAGGGAAAAUCUUUCUUGUACCUUACAUACAAACUGUUUAUGGCAGACAGCUUGGGACAAUCAAAGAGUGGCCUUUUGUAUAGUUAGCUGUAGCAUAAAUGGGCUAAGUGCUUUCGAGGUAGCCCGCAACUGGAUCUUAUUGGGCAAGAAAUGUAGCUGUGUUGGAAUAUCCUGAUGGCCAACCACUAUUUUGCACUUCUUUUGGUACUGAAACAUUGGUACUGGACAUUUUAAAGAAAUCUUACAAAAAUGCCACAAAAGAAAAAGUGACAUGAAAAUAAAUAUCUAUAUAAAGAAUAUAAAUUUAAAAAAAUAUGUAUUUUUAAUGAGAUUAGCUUAAGAAGGUAAUAGGCAAAUUGUGUCCAUAUUUGGCAUUUUUAAGAUAUUGAGCUUUUUAAUGCACCAUCUAAUAAUUUUAAAGCAAUGCUGUAAUUAAUGACCACAUGAUUCUUCCCUUUCAUUCAGUAUUUAUCUUUUUUAAGCAAAUUUCUUUUAAAAAAAAUCAACCCAUUGUUUCUAUAUCAAUAAAUUGAUCUAAGAAAAAUGACAACAGCUACAACACAGGCACUAAACGUAUUCUGUGAAUACUGUACCAAUUGUUUCUAAAGUAUAUAUAUAAUUCUGCUCUUUGUGAAGUGAUUUUUUUGUUAUUGAUCACUGACCCACACAGCAGGACUAAUACUGUGCAAGCGUUUUACAGCCAACUUGAAAUUAUGCCUCUACCGCAGUAGUUGUAGCUUUUCUAUAUUUCACUUUAAUAGAUCAAAUUAACUGCAUGCAAUAAAACUUAAGAGAGGAGCUGAUAUUGCUACAUCAUUUUUUAAACGUAUCAAGGAAUUUGCCUCAUCAGAUUUGUAAGGCCAUGAGCUUUUUUGUCAAAAAUCUGAUUGAAACACUCUUGACAAUCUUUUUCAAAGACAUUUAUAUGUAGUAAACGGACUCUGGCAGAAUAAUAUUGUAGAAGGAUAAGUAGAAGUUUUUAGAAGUGUGUAGUGGAAGUUUUGGUCAGGAGGCUUUUGCAGUUUGUGUUGCUUUGGGUUUGAAUUUGCAAUGUUGAGAGGGCAAUGAGGAAAGUUACAAGAAGGACUUAAGUUUGGUAUCGUCCUUGAAACUGAUGGAAAACAUAUUCCUUUCUCAAUGCUGUUGCUGUUUGUAGCACGGACAGUAAAAUAUCCAAAGAAAGACUACAGAGGUGUAGAGUCACGUCAGACUGAGAGACAGAGCAAGUCUGCAGUAAGAGGGUUUGCGUCUUGAUAAAGACUUUCUUUUGCUGGAGCAACAAAUAAAUCUGUGCGUAUGAGGAUGUGCUGAAAAGGAUGCAAAUCAAAGGAAAGAGGUUGUAAAAAAGGUUGCAAAGGACAGAUGAAAAAACAUGGACUUGCACUACUGUUUGGUUAUCGUUCAGCUUUUUUUAAAUCAGCUUCCAAGAGCCACCUCAUGUUUUUCAUUUUGGUACUAAAGCGAAAGGAUUAUUAGUAUCUUGCUGGCUUUUAUGAAAUAUUGGGCUUUGAUAAAUUUAUGACUGCAGAUUUAUUUAUGGAUUUAUGGACUUAUGUUUUUCUUUUCAGAGGUUAAGCUUUAGUGGGUAAACACUGGUUUCAAAAGACAAAUGAAUUUAAUGCAGACAAUAAAACCACUUAUAAAUAAUAUAAAAAAAUAUGAAUGGCAUAAGCUACUCUGUUAAUGAUCCUUUGAAACCUAAUGGUGUCCAGUGGUGUAUUUGGCAUUUCUCUCCUUUGUACCAUUGACCUUCUGGUGUGUUUGCAAUUUACCUUGCUUGGUGAGAUUUAGUCUUUGGAUCAAGUAUUUAAGCUGUCCUCAACUAUUCGAUCACUGACAACUAACUAGCUUUAGGUAAAGAUGUUAUACAAAGGGAAAAACACACAUUUACAAAUCUAAGCAAUCUAAAAGUUGGUAAAGACUUUCACUAUCCAUCUCCAAGACAGAAGUAAACGAUUUUGUAAGCUACCAUUCCAACAUUGUAAAGUCUAACCUUAAAAUUUGCACUGAUGUUUAGUAUGUUUGUGAAGGUUUUCACAUUGUCUAUUGCUGUACCUAAGGCUAUUUAAACAGGAAUAGUUAACACAUAGCAAAAGCAAUUAUGAAUUGAAAUCUCAUAUUGUUAAAGUUAUAAAGCAUGCUUGGUGAAUGGUAACAUGAAAGAUUUGUGUACCAAAAGAUUUCAGAGUUAGACAAACACUUGCUGUACUGAACACACACACACACAGUUACGUGAUGUCUCUUCUGGUACUAGACUGAAGUCUUCAAGCAACUAAAAUGAAUUUUUGUUGUUGGUUUUUUUGUAAAAACUUGUAAAUAGAAUACCUUUUAAAAUCGUUUCCAGGGUGUUUCUUAUGUAAAAUGUUUUCAAAGUUUACAUUAAUUAUAAGCCUUUGUAUAUUUUUGAUCUGUGCAACACUUUUGAGUCUUGUAUUUAUUUUUUAGUAGUCUUUGUGGAAAGUCCCAUUGUAAAAUGUCUCUAAAACCAUUUGCCAGCUUGUCUGGCUGUUUAGUAAAUGUGCAUAGAAGAGGCCAAUAAAUGUGACUGCUUUA